Theileria orientalis strain Shintoku is the source of this 993-nucleotide messenger RNA. RefSeq lists its product as uncharacterized. NCBI's taxonomy places the organism in Eukaryota, Apicomplexa, Aconoidasida, Piroplasmida, Theileriidae. The transcript has a single exon. The record is from RefSeq and is a predicted model, not a curated record. Bases 1 to 993 code for a protein of 330 amino acids.
AUGGGUGUAUUGCUGCCUGUGGGCUUCCUUUUCCUCACGCUCUGCUGCGUGUCAAAAAUAACAGCGUUUACCAACAUAACUUUAGACAUUGACCAGAGAAAUACAGAUGACAAGGUUACGGUCGUCCAGGUGGACCACUUCGGGAUCCCAUCCGUGGAGUUUUAUUCAAAAGACGGUUACCUCUUCGUUUCAGUAGUCCAGGGUCAACUUCCAGUUUGGAAGGCCAGUGGUAACGAGUCUUCCAGUGAGGGUAUUUUAUAUUUCUCAACCGACGCCCUCGCAUUGUUUUAUUUGGAGGUCAAAUCAACGAGUGGCCUGCUGAAGAAGUGUUUCCUGAAGGUCAUGGACAAAUGGACUGAGAUUGCAGAGUCGCAAUUCAGAAUGUUUUUCGACAUCGACAGGGCCGCAUACAGCCCUGCACAGCUGGAGGAGUUCGCAGCUCAGUUUUUGGACUACAAGGUGCCGGAAGUCUCCAGCGUCAGCUGGCUGCUCCCGACCACGUUCGGGUUUGUGCUGGAGCCGCAGUACGAGUGCACACUGGAGUUGUUCGGCAACGACUCCCCUUUCAUCAUGGAGCAGUCCCUGGUGGGUCCAGUCUUCGGAAAGAUUUACACCCCCAGGAUUGAUUUCGCAAUAACAAGCGUCGCCUACAAGAACUCGCUGUUGUGGAGCAUGGACAAGAACCUGAAUCUGUGCUCCUCAGUGUGGUUCUACUUCAAGGGCGAGCUAGGAAGUCUCUUAAUCAUCAAUCUUUACAACUUCAACUCAGGCGUAAACUCUCAUUUGGCCUUUAAGAAAGAUGAGGACUCCUUCCUUCCCAUAAGCUUCAAGGAGUACCAGAGCGCCUUGAUGAAGAUGACGCUCGCCGAGUACGACGUGAAGGACGUGAUGUGCUACAAGGACGGCUUCCUCAGGAUGCGGGACUUUGCCUUCAUCCUGAAGCCCGUGCUUGCAAUAGUCAUCAUAGUAUCUGCGGUGAUGUACAAUAUGUAA